This is a messenger RNA of Perognathus longimembris pacificus (Pacific pocket mouse), 950 nucleotides long. It is a transcript of the gene Prdx2, whose product is annotated as peroxiredoxin 2. Bases 107 to 703 code for a protein of 198 amino acids. The transcript has 6 exons. Gene Ontology annotation, molecular function: thioredoxin peroxidase activity. Gene Ontology annotation, cellular component: cytosol. NCBI's taxonomy places the organism in Eukaryota, Metazoa, Chordata, Mammalia, Rodentia, Heteromyidae. The record is from RefSeq and is a predicted model, not a curated record. Gene Ontology annotation, biological process: leukocyte activation; removal of superoxide radicals; cellular response to stress.
CCGGCCGCGCAUAAAAGGCUGGCGGAGCCCCUGCGCACUUGUGCUGAGAAUUCUCCAGUGUAUCUCUCUGCUCUCGUCUGUGUGUCCAGACCUGGUCCACGCAGUCAUGGCCUCCGGCAACGCAUCCAUUGGAAAACCCGCUCCGGACUUCACGGCCACCGCCGUGGUGGAUGGCGCCUUCAAGGAGGUCAAGCUUUCGGAUUACAGAGGGAAGUACGUAGUCCUCUUUUUCUACCCAUUGGACUUCACUUUUGUGUGCCCCACGGAGAUCAUCGCCUUCAGCGAACAUGCCGAAGACUUCCGAAAACUGGGCUGUGAGGUCCUGGGCGUCUCUGUCGACUCUCAGUUUACCCAUCUGGCCUGGAUCAACACCCCCCGGAAAGAGGGAGGCUUGGGCCCGUUGAACAUCCCCCUACUUGCCGAUGUGACCAGAAGCUUGUCCCUUAGUUAUGGCGUGUUGAAAAAUGAUGAAGGCAUCGCCUACAGGGGUCUCUUCAUCAUCGAUAGCAAGGGUGUGCUUCGUCAGAUCACUGUCAAUGACUUGCCCGUGGGGCGCUCAGUAGAAGAGGCUCUGCGUCUGGUCCAGGCCUUCCAGUACACAGAUGAGCAUGGGGAAGUCUGUCCAGCUGGCUGGAAGCCUGGCAGUGACACCAUCAAGCCCAAUGUGGAAGACAGCAAGGAAUACUUCUCCAAACACAACUAAAGGGGCAGACCCAUAGUGAGCAUCUCUUCUUGGGUCCCAGCUGUGCCCCCACCUGGAUGUCCUGUGCUGGCCCAGAAAAGUGCAGCCCUGGGCCCUUAAGCUCUCAUAGUCUGAGGGAAAACUGGAAGACUUCUCCCCCACAUGGGGAUCUGGUGACUAGUUGACCCCCCCCCCUCCCUUUCUGGAGCCCAUCUAGCUGGGCACAGGUCUGUAGGUGACCAAUAAAAGUAUUAGGGACAAAUGUGAA